CUGUUAUGAUAAACGAGCGAGGGAGAAUUAACGAUGAGAUUUAAACCACAUCUCUUUUACCCCACAUUUAUAGUCAAUAUUUCAAUUCGGAUUUAUUUUCGUAUUGUGUCAUUGUAAACCCAUUAAAUAAUUUGAUUGUUGUAUGAUAUCUUGACGAACCAAUAGCCGGAUAACGCCAAGUGUACAUGUACAUGUGCAUUUGUGUUUUUUUUUCAAGUGCAAUUGUAUUGUAAGCUUUAUAGCAGUGAAAUCUUUUGUGAUGGUAUUAUUCUUUGUAUGACAGUCAAAGGGAAAUGAUUAAGAUCGGACAAUAGUAUUAUAAACGUUUUUACAAAACAGAUAACAAUACCUCUACCUUAAAUGGUCCUGGCGCGGUAUUGGCUAUGAAUUUAUACUUAUCGUCAAUAUGUGAUUGUGAAAUGAUUACAAUGUCGCAUUUAAUUCAUGGAAGAAGUUAUUCACACCUCCACAGCAAACCAUAAUCAUUAUAUUUAUCUAAGCCAAACUAAUAGUCCCCAUGUGAUCAGCAAAUUUGUUUUGAAGAAUAAAUGAGGAGAGUGAAAUAAUGAUCUUACACUUAUAAAGGAAUCUAUCUUAGAUCUAUAACAACUGAAAGGAAGAAUUAUAUCAAUGUAUAGCUAGCUGUACGUUACUAAACGUUUACCCAGGAGAUAAUUGGUUGUCCGGUCCGGAGCUGUAACAUACUGACUGAUACUUGUGUGACUAUAUCGGUUUCUACAGAGGAUAUCAUAUUACUAUUCCCAAUACAUGCUCGGCAACUUCAUAAGCUGUUAUGUACUAAACUUGUGUAAAUUAGAAUACUGUCGACGUUUCAAAUUAAAAAAUAUUGGAUAAUAUCACACUUCUGAAAGAUAAUUUCAUGUUUCAAAUUAAAAAAUAGAGGAUAAUAUCACACUUCUCAAAGAUGUUCAUAAAUUAUGACUCGUGACGGAUUUAAUUAAACCUUCAAUAUACUAACGUGUGAAGUACCCGUGGAAUUAUUAGAGAUAUGGAGGAUGGGAGUUAUCAUUUUUAUGUCACCAGAAGUUUCGUACCUUUGUUGAUAGAAUUGAAAUACAAACUUUAUUGAAUAUUUAGUCUUGAGGAGGAAUUUCAUCUUCUUUUAAUAUUCUUCGUGAAAAGAUUUAUUGGAAAAUCACAUGAUUAAAAAGAUUUCAUCGAUAACAAAUUGAAUGAUUUUAACCACCGUUAUUAGUAAUUUGUAUAAUCUGUGAAAAAAGUCAUGAAAGUUAUCAAAGAUAUACUGUAAGCCGAUUACAAUUUAUUAUUUUAAAAGUAAAAAGGUGCAAAGCUUUCUCACGAGCUGUAUUCCCGAACAAUCUCACCAUGUCGAUAAAAUCAGACGAGGAUGAGAAGUCUGCCGACAUUGAGUUACAAACAGUAAAUUGUCAGAAGGUAAGGAUAGAAAAUGGAAGCGUCCCGAAAGAGCAAAUGCAUUCGGACUCGGAAUCGCCUAACAACAGUUAUUCACUGAAACAAAGCAAGCAAACAAAAUGGACUAAUGUUCGUCAUGUGAUUCAAGCGGCAAAUGUCGUAAAAAAGCCAAUGAGUGCAAAGAAAAAAGGAUCUCUUAGUCGACAGGAUUCUUUUCUUAAGAAAUUUUCUACGCGACAGCAUUAUAAAACUGACUCGGAAGAAUCCGUAGACUCGGACGAUGAGAUGCCGGGCGUUGUGUAUGUACAUAAUGAUGUGACUGUAUUCAAGCCGGACGGUUCGCCGAUGUUCUACUGGUUACUUAUAGUUACCAUUGCUGUGUUAUAUAAUCUAUGGACAUGUAUCGUAAGACAAGCUUUCCGUGAACUACAAUACGACCAUAAGUAUAUGUGGAUAACGUUUGAUAUUGUUAGUGAUGUGAUAUACAUUCUAGACAUUGUGGCUCAACUACGUACGGGAUAUUUAGAGCAAGGAUUAAUGGUGCUUGAUGGCGUCAAAUUAGCUAAAAGAUAUAUACGUUCUAACUAUUUCAAAGUAGACAUUAUUACUUUAUUACCGUUUGAUUUUAUACAAUUUGCCGUUGGUUGGCAACCAUUGCUGAGAUUCCCACGAUUUCUUAAAGUUCAUAGGUCACUUCGAUUUUUAUAUAUGCUAGAGACAAGAACGGCAUAUCCAAACUUUGUGCGCGUUGCGAAUUUAACGCAUAUGCUAUUCCUUGGGUGCCAUUGGUUUGCCGCGUUUUAUUUUAUGAUUUCCGAAGCUGAAGGUUUUCACAGUGAAUGGUCAUACCCACAACCAUCCGGAAGUCACCAAGCAUUGACCCGGAAGUAUUUAGCGUCUCUGUUUUGGUCUACUUUAACCUUGACUACUAUUGGCGAUUUACCGCCACCGGAAACAAACUGGGAGUACCUGUUUGUGAUAGGUAGUUACCUCAUUGGUGUGUUUAUAUUUGCUACGAUUGUAGGACAAGUUGGUAAUGUGAUUACGAACAGGAAUGCUAGUCGACUGGAGUUUGAACGACUCUUGGAUGGAGCCAAGCUUUAUAUGCGGAUGCACAAUGUACCUCCACCUGUACAGAGAAGAGUCCAGCGAUGGUAUGAUUAUGUAUGGACAAGAGGAAGAAUGACCGGUUCCGACAUAAAUUCUCUGGGACUCUUGCCGGAUAAACUUAAAACAGAACUAGCAAUACAUGUCAACUUAGAAACACUUAAAAAGGUAACAAUAUUCAAUGAGUGCCAGCCAGAGUUUCUUCAUGACCUUGUCCUGAAAAUGAAAGCUUACAUAUUUACUCCUGGUGAUUUGAUUUGUCGGAGAGGUGAAGUUGCGAGGGAAAUGUUCAUUAUUGCAGACGGGGUUGUGGAAAUCAUAAGUGAAAGUGGAAAAAUAUUGACACAAAUGAGUACCGGAAAUUUCUUUGGUGAAAUAGGAAUAUUAAAUCUAGAUGGAGGUAUUAACAGGAGAACAGCUGAUGUAAAGUCAGUUGGAUAUGCAGAGCUGUUUGUGUUAUCACGUGAGGAUGUACUUGAAGCUUUGAAAGAUCACCCGGAUGCCAAGGAUAUUAUACGUAAAUAUGCAGAGCAAAGGUUAAAACAAGUUCUUCAAGAUCGUGAAAAGUUCCAGCAAAUGAAGUCAAGUACAAGUGAAACGACACUCAACCAAUUAUUGGUAUAUCCUCGUACGUCAUUAUUUACGUCAUCAAGGAGAAAAAGUACAGGGACCGUUUCAAAACGUAGAAAAUCAUCGAUUAGACAUUUAGAUAAAUUAUUUAAACGAACUAAAGCAAAGAAAUCAAAAUAUCGUGUUGGUUCAUCAUGCCAAACGGAAAUAUGUGUUCAUGACGUUAAUGGAGAUUCGAUAUCCAUAAAUGACGUUACAGGUGUAAAUGCACCUGAAAAUGGAUAUAAAGCAUGCGCUGUGAUAGAAACAAGUAGUAAAAAUAGUUCCGACGAUUCGUUAGAUAGUAGUUGUUUGCAACCUUUCCCUUUACUAAUUAGUGUCCAAAACAAAGUAAAUGGAGCCAUAACUAACACUGCUGAAUGCAUCUGUGAUACUCAAUCGAAUAAUGACUCUCAAGAUAGUGAACUUCACGUACCCACCAUUAAUAAAAAUGUUCGGGAAUCUAAUCAAAUCGAAGGUCCAAUUGACAAGUCUCCUACAAACACUGACCAGGAAGAACAGCAAUCAGAUCAAGCAUGUUGCCGAUGUGGUCAUCUAGAAGAAAAGUUAUUUCUUAUUGAAAAACAAUUAAUGUCCGUAGAAAAGUUAUAUGCAGUGGGUAUUAAACAACUAGAGACAUUCAACGAAAUAAAUGAGAAAUAUGUUCAGAUGUUAAAUACCAUUCCAGAAUAUAAUGAUCAACCCAUGGAUUCUUCUGUAGACAGUGAAAGAGUACUCGAAUCUACAAAAUUAUGAACUGCAGUAUUUAAGCCUUCAUAUGGUUUAUAACAACGUAUAAGUAUGGAAUGCAAUUAAAAUCGUGACUGAAAGCUGAUCAAUAACGGCAAACAUUAUGUGUAUACACAAGUUAACGUAAAUACUUGGUUCUUGUGCGAAUAUAUUUUUGGAACAUCAAAAUCUAUACUGCUGGUCAGUUACAAAUAUAUGGUGCGUAUUAAAGUGAUCAAAAGGACAAAGAAAUGACUAUGAUAAACAUCCCACCAGUAUAUAGGUUACCAUAUGUCUGUAUGCACCUGUUGAUACACACAUGUAUAAGAGUACAUGUAUCUGUGUUUUGCAAGAUAUAAAAGAAAUCAACACUGCU
Mytilus trossulus (common blue mussel) is the source of this 4216-nucleotide messenger RNA. RefSeq names its product cyclic nucleotide-gated channel rod photoreceptor subunit alpha-like. Gene Ontology annotation, molecular function: protein-containing complex binding; monoatomic ion channel activity. The record is from RefSeq and is a predicted model, not a curated record. Gene Ontology annotation, cellular component: membrane. The transcript has 13 exons. Gene Ontology annotation, biological process: transmembrane transport; monoatomic ion transport. The coding region runs from base 1348 to 3867 and encodes 839 amino acids. Lineage: Eukaryota; Metazoa; Mollusca; Bivalvia; Mytilida; Mytilidae.